AUGUCAUUAGAAGAGCAAUCAGCGGCUCGCAAAGCUCGUCUUUUAGCACUGCGGAACAAAGGUAAAACAUCAGAGCAAACAAGCCAAACAAGCCAGCAUACUACAGAAACAGCUACACAAGCUCAAGAUCCGGUUAUAAAGAGUCGAAAUUACGAUCCAGAGACUCGCACCACCGUGAAGGGGUUCUCUCGUCCGCCUACAACGCUCGAUGAGAACUCUGAGACUGUUGAAGCGGUGUCGCAGGCGAUUCAAGAUGAGGUGCUCUCCAAGUUUAGAGAUAUGGCCAACGUUGGCGAUGUCAAGGCUGUGUUCAAACAGAAGAAGAUCACGUGGGACCUCGAAAGGGAUAUCUCUGACGAUUUGAAGCUUCUGGAUGAGAGGACUGAUGAUGUUAUUCACGAGGUUGUGAGACAUCGUAUUCAAACACUUAGACAAGAGAAACAAGAGUGA
Williopsis jadinii is the source of this 450-nucleotide messenger RNA. Its product is annotated as CCDC12/cwf18 family protein. The transcript has a single exon. Lineage: Eukaryota; Fungi; Ascomycota; Saccharomycetes; Phaffomycetales; Wickerhamomycetaceae. Gene Ontology annotation, cellular component: U2-type spliceosomal complex; post-mRNA release spliceosomal complex. The record is from RefSeq and is a predicted model, not a curated record. Bases 1 to 450 code for a protein of 149 amino acids.